This is a messenger RNA of Malus domestica (apple), 1361 nucleotides long. RefSeq names its product spermidine hydroxycinnamoyl transferase. The record is from RefSeq and is marked provisional. NCBI's taxonomy places the organism in Eukaryota, Viridiplantae, Streptophyta, Magnoliopsida, Rosales, Rosaceae. Gene Ontology annotation, molecular function: acyltransferase activity, transferring groups other than amino-acyl groups.
UGAAAUUCAAAGACUGCUGUGCACUGAAACCCUCUCAGCCAACAUGGCAAGGUUGCCUAACUCUAUCGGAAUGGGAUCAAGUCGGCGUCAUAACUCAUGUUCCCACAAUCUACUUCUAUAAACCAGACCAUAACUUUGUCACAUCAUCUGACACCAUCGCAAACACCCUCAAAGACUCAUUAAGUCGUGCACUGGUGCCGUUCUAUCCACUAGCAGGUCGUUUGCAUUGGAUUGGCGGAGGCCGCCUUGAGCUUGAUUGCAAUGCCGUGGGGGUUCGAUUCAUUGAAGCUGAGUCUAGUUCAAAACUCGACGACUUUGGUGACUUCUCACCUUCUCCAGAAUAUCAUUAUCUUAUCCCAACUGUGGACUACACCCUCCCAAUUCAUGAACUUCCAAUAUUGCUUGUGCAAUUGACUACGUUCAAAUGUGGUGGUGUUAGUCUUAGCUUGGCAAUAUCACAUGCUGUUGUUGAUGGGCAAAGUGCAUUGCAUUUUAUUUCUGAGUGGGCUAGGCUUGCAAGGGGUGAGCCAAUUGAGGUGGUGCCAUUUCUUGAUCGAAAAGUCUUUCAAGCUUUAAACCUCCCAGCUGGAAGUGCUACUCUAGGGCUUGACCAUUCAGAAUUCAACCAUCCUCCCCUUAUACUUGGGCAAGCAGAUAAUAUUGAGGAGAGGAAGAAGAAGACCACUGUCGCCAUGUUGAGUCUUACUAAAGAUCAAGUUGAGAAGCUUAAGCGGAUGGCGAAUGAGGGUACCAACUUCAACAACUCUGACACUAAGCGAGCUUACACGCGGUAUGAGUCUGUGGCCGGACACAUCUGGAGAUGUGCUUCUAAAGCUAGAGAUCACAAAAAUGAACAGCCUACAGCUAUGGGGGUUUGUGUUGACUCGCGGAGUCGCAUGCAACCCCCACUGCCACAAGGAUACUUUGGGAACGCAACGUUUGAUGUAAUUGCUACUAGUCUUGCUGGUGACUUGGUGACCAAGCCCUUAGGGUACGCAUCAAGUAGAAUAAGGGAGGCGAUCGAGAAAGUGACAAACGAUUAUGUGCUGUCAGCAAUUGAUAACUUGAGGAACCAACCGGACUUGACAAGGUUCCAAGAUCUUCAGGCUCUAGGGAGUGACCAGGGGCCUUUUUAUGGAAACCCUAAUCUUGGGGUAGUGAGCUGGUUGACACUGCCUCUAUAUGGUCUUGAUUUUGGAUGGGGAAAGGAAAUUUAUAUGGGUCCUGGAACGCAUGGUUUUGAUGGGGACUCUCUGAUCCUUCCAAGUCCUGAUGGAAAUGGUUCUGCGAUUGUGGCCUUGUGUCUACAAGUUGCCCAUAUGGAUGCUUUUAAGAAGCACUUCUAUGAAGAUAUUAUAUGA